UUUCUUUCAAACUACCCGCUCAAAGUCACAGUGGACAGCCCUGUGCGGGGCUGAGGAAUACCCUUUUCUGAUUGGUGGACACACACCAUCGCGCGCUCAGCCGCAGCAGCAGUAGUAUAUAAUGUAGAGCUGGUGGAUCUGCGGACACUUCUGUUUGAGUCUAGACUUGAAAAGAAAACUAAUCAUGAGUGGACGAGGCAAAACCGGCGGUAAGGCCAGAGCUAAGGCCAAGAGCCGCUCCUCUCGUGCCGGGCUUCAGUUCCCCGUGGGCCGUGUCCACAGACUGCUCCGCAAAGGGAACUAUGCCCAGCGGGUGGGUGCCGGAGCCCCUGUGUAUCUGGCGGCUGUGCUGGAGUAUCUGACCGCUGAGAUCCUGGAGUUGGCGGGAAACGCCGCCCGUGACAACAAGAAAACUCGUAUCAUCCCCCGUCACCUGCAGCUGGCUGUCCGCAACGACGAGGAGCUCAACAAACUGCUGGGAGGAGUGACCAUCGCCCAGGGAGGAGUCCUGCCCAACAUCCAGGCGGUUCUGCUGCCCAAGAAGACCGAGAAGGCCGGCAAGGCCAAGUAGAAGUCCACACGGACCUAAUGAUCCAAAACCCAAAACGGCUCUUUUAAGAGCCACACACUCACUGAGAAAGAACACAACUCCU
This is a messenger RNA of Sphaeramia orbicularis (orbiculate cardinalfish), 653 nucleotides long. Its product is annotated as histone H2A-like. Gene Ontology annotation, cellular component: nucleosome. The record is from RefSeq and is a predicted model, not a curated record. Bases 185 to 571 code for a protein of 128 amino acids. The transcript has a single exon. Gene Ontology annotation, molecular function: DNA binding; protein heterodimerization activity; structural constituent of chromatin. Lineage: Eukaryota; Metazoa; Chordata; Actinopteri; Kurtiformes; Apogonidae.